Messenger RNA from Pseudopodoces humilis (Tibetan ground-tit), 10131 nucleotides. It is a transcript of the gene INTS7, whose product is annotated as integrator complex subunit 7. Lineage: Eukaryota; Metazoa; Chordata; Aves; Passeriformes; Paridae. The record is from RefSeq and is a predicted model, not a curated record. Gene Ontology annotation, biological process: snRNA 3'-end processing. Gene Ontology annotation, cellular component: integrator complex.
CGCAGGGCCGGCGUGAGCGGCAGCAAUGGCGGCCAGCGCCAAGUCCUUUCUGGCCGACGCGGGCUAUGGCGAGCAGGAGCUCGACGCCAACUCCGCCCUCAUGGAGCUGGAUAAAGGCCUCAGGUCUGGCAAGCUCGGGGAGCAGUGCGAAGCCGUCGUUCGUUUUCCGAGGCUCUUCCAGAAAUACCCGUUCCCCAUUCUCAUCAACUCGGCAUUCCUAAAGCUAGCCGAUGUUUUCCGAGUGGGGAACAACUUCCUGAGGCUGUGUGUACUGAAAGUUACUCAGCAGAGUGAGAAGCACUUAGAGAAGAUCCUGAAUGUGGAUGAAUUUGUCAAGAGAGUUUUCUCAGUAAUCCAUAGCAAUGAUCCUGUUGCUCGGGCUAUUACACUCCGGAUGUUGGGCAGCAUGGCAUCUAUCAUUCCAGAAAGGAAGAAUGCACAUCACAGUAUUCGCCAGAGUUUGGAUUCCCAUGAUAAUGUGGAAGUUGAAGCUGCUAUAUUUGCUGCUGCCAACUUUUCUGCACAAUCUAAGGAUUUUGCUGUCGGAAUUUGUAAUAAAAUCAGUGAGAUGAUUCAAGGUUUGGCCACACCUGUGGACUUGAAGCUGAAGUUGAUCCCUAUUCUGCAGCACAUGCACCACGAUGCCAGCUUGGCCUCCAGCUCCCGGCAGCUACUGCAGCAGCUGGUGACAUCCUACCCCUCCACCAAGAUGGUCAUUGUCACCCUGCACACCUUUACUCUGCUUGCUGCUUCUUCUUUGGUUGACAUUCCCAAGCAGAUUCAACUUUUGUUGCAGUACUUGAAAAAUGACCCCAGGAAGGCUGUGAAGAGGCUUGCAAUCCAGGAUUUGAAGCUGUUGGCCAACAAGACACCACAUACAUGGAGCAGAGAAAAUAUUCAGGCACUCUGUGAAUCUGCUCUUAACACUCCUUAUGACAGCUUGAAAAUGGGCAUGUUAUCUGUUCUUUCCACGUUAUCAGGGACCAUUGCCAUUAAACAGUACUUCAGCAGUGCUCCAGGAGCAACAGCUACAACUGCAAGGUCAUUUGAUUUGGUAAAACUAGCACAGGAGUGCUGUUAUCAUAAUAACCGUGGCAUUGCAGCUCAUGGAGUGAGAAUUCUGACCAAUAUAUCAGCCUCUUGCCAGGAAAAAGAUCUUCUGCCUUUGGAGCAAGAUGCAGUUUUUGGCUUAGAAGCUCUUCUUGUUCUCUGUAGCCAAGAUGACAGCCCAGGAGCUCAGGCAACCUUAAAGAUCACGCUAACUUGCAUGGUGGAGCUGGUGAAGUGCCGCCCUCACCUGAGCCAGUCCGUGGUGGAAUCCCUGCUGACACAGCUGCACAGUGCCCAGGACAAUGCCAGGAUCCUCAUGUGCCACUGCCUAGCAGCCAUUGCCAUGCAGCUGCCUGUCUUGGCAGAUGGGAUGCUGGGAGACCUGAUGGACCUCUAUAAAUUAAUUGGACAAUCUGCCACAGAUAAAAAGCAGGAACUCUUGGUUUCUCUUGCCACAGUGAUAUUUGUUUCCAGUCAGAAAGCUUUGUCCACAGAAAUCAAAACGGUUAUCAAACAGCAGCUUGAGAAUGCCUCCAAUGGAUGGACAGCCUACAGGAUAGCCAGGCAAGCUUCCAGGAUGGGCAACCACGACAUGGCCAGAGAACUGUACCAAAGCCUGCUGACUCAAGUGGCUUCAGAGCACUUCUACUUCUGGCUGAACAGCCUGAAGGAGUUCUCCCAUGCAGAGCAGUGCCUGACAGGCCUGCAGGAGGACAACUACAGCUCCGCGCUCUCCUGCAUUGCCGAAGCCUUAAAAUCCUACCACAAAGGAAUAGCCUCACUGACGGCUGCCAGUACGCCACUUAAUCCUCUGAGCUUUCAGUGUGGUUUUGUGAAACUCAGGAUUGACCUUCUGCAAGCUUUUUCUCAACUUAUUUGUACCUGCAACAGCCUAAAAACAAGUCCCCCCCCAGCUAUUGCCACGACAAUUGCUAUGACAUCAGGAAAUGAUCUCCAGAGGUGUGGACGCAUCUCCAACCAGAUGAAGCACUCAAUGGAGGAAUUCCGAAACUUGGCUACACGGUAUGGAGAUCUGUAUCAGUCAUCAUUUGAUGCGGACUCAGCAACUCUAAGGAAUGUAGAACUACAACAGCAGAGCUGUCUGUUGAUUUCACAUGCAAUAGAAGCUCUGAUUUUGGAUCCAGAAUCUGCAAGUUUCCAGGAAUAUAGCUCAAACGGAACAGCUCAUGUUGAAAGUGAAUAUGAAAGAAGAAUGAUGUCUGUAUUUAAUCGUGUACUAGAGGAAGUGGAAUCUCUCAACAGGAAGUAUGCUCCUGUGUCUUACUUGCAUACAGCUUGUCUGUGCAAUGCUGUCAUUGCAUUGUUGAAGGUGCCCCUUUCAUUUCAAAGGUAUUUUUUCCAAAAGCUCCAGUCUACAAGUAUUAAGCUUGCUCUAUCCCCAUCUCCAAGGAACCCAGCAGAGCCUAUAGCAGUACAGAACAACCAGCAAUUGGCCCUCAAGGUGGAAGGAGUGGUUCAGCAUGGAUCUAAACCAGGCCUUUUCCGUAAAAUCCAGUCCGUCUGUCUGAAUGUCUCUUCGGUGCUGCAGAGCAAAUCUGGACAAGACUAUAAGAUUCCUAUUGACAACAUGACCAAUGAAAUGGAGCAGAAGGUGGAACCGCACAACGACUAUUUCAGCACUCAGUUCCUGUUAAACUUUGUGAUCCUUGGCACCCACAACAUCACAGUGGAGUCCUCUGUGAUAGACUCAAAUGGUAUUGUCUGGAAAACUGGGCCUAAAACAACUAUUUUUGUUAAGUCUCUUGAGGAUCCAUACUCUCAGCAGGUUCGUCUCCAGCAGCAGCAAGGACAGCCUCCAUCCCAGCAGCAGCAGCAGAGAACCGCGUACUCACGCUUUUGAUUCCCAGAGGUCACUCGGUCCUGCUCAACUGGUAUUGAAGUUUUUCUUGGACACUUUUUUUUUUUUAAUUGUUUUUUGAAGACUUCUUAUCAUCAUAACUUUCUCCUAGAAAGUCUCAGAUGCCAAUUUGUUGCUUUUUAAAUUAUCUGGGGUAAAUCUGAACUUGAUUCAGCAGAGGCAACGGUUCAAAUUUGGAGUUGUGCUCUUGCUAUAAGAACUUCUAUCUGAUCUCUAACUUCUGUUUACAAACCUAUUCCAGCAGGCUCCACAAACUACAGUAGCAGGGGACACUAAGAACUUGUUGACUGGUACUUUCCAUUUUUUUUGAGGCACACAUAGGUUCUAAUGUCAGGUUUACAGGACACUGGGAAACACUUCACGUUGGCUGGUUAUAUAGAAAUGAUUGUAAUAUCAAGUGUGUAUCUUUUAAUAUGAAGGAAUUGUCAUGAAUAUCCAGAGAUUCCUUUUCUGACAUUUUAAUAGCAAGUUCCAGUAUUUGGCUGGUGCAUGUAUGUUAUUGCAAUUCAUCAGCAUUACUUAAUGCACGCAGCUGAAAGAAAAAACAUUGCAGUUCACUUCUGAUAACCUGUCACUGCAGAGGGAGGAGACUGGUUGAGGGGUUGGUGUUGGGGGAGUCCUGGAAGAGGCAGAGAUUUAUAGGUGGGAAUAAUCACUGUCUCUGAGAUGAUAUGAAAAAUAUUACUGUGCUGUUUUUAAAUUUUUAUGCAUCUGUGUUACUGAAACCUGUCAUUUUGUUGGUUUUUUUUCACUUGCUCUUUUAAGGGGGAAGUUAAAAUUAAUGACAACUUGCAAGUUAACAGCUUUGUUUUUUAAAAGGAGUCCUUUGUACCAAAAAUUUGUAAUCUUAUGUACUCUUUGACCAACUUGCUAAGCUUAAAUGUUAAUUUUACAAGAUAACUUGAAAUAGAAUUUUGCCAAUUCUAGAAAUAGAUCCAGAAUAAUUCUGGAAAUAUGCUGCUUCAUACAUAAUUUUCACACCUCCUUUGUGAUAUAAAAGGCUGAACUGUAUCCAGACCCAUGGGCAGUAGAUCAGGUAACAUGGCCUUCAUCUGAUCUUCAUAAAUAGUCUCUGCUUAUCACUUUGUAGAAAAGCAGGACCCACUUGGGUGAGGAGGAGGAGGAUGAAUGGCACUUCUUACAUACUUCAUCUUGUUAAUCUCUCUCAUUGGAGCAGAAAUUUUUAUUGUUAUUUUCUCAGCAAAUUCCCAUGCUACUGUAUUUCUUCAAUCUGAUCUCAUUCUAGAGCUGACUGGAGUUCAUGGAUUUUGCUUCCUUCAAGUGCAGAGAAUCUGAUAAUGAACUGGUGUAAGCUGAGGCUUCUUUUGCAUAGCAGGAUGAAGGAUUUUUUGCUGUGUUUUCCUACAGUAGCUCCUCUUGGCUUGAGACUGUUAAAAAAAAGAAAAAAACUGGAAGUGAUGAUGCUAGAUGUCAUAUCUUGCUCAGGCUAUAAUCCUAAUUAGAAAAGAUAAUUGGGAUGCAAGGUAGAAACAGAAGACAUAAAAUUGGUGAAAAGUUGAGCAGCAUCCUCCUUAAAUUAUUUUCCUUUUGAGCAGGAGGCACAAAGUGCCACUGCCUUUCAAGCUGACUGAGGAAAGUGGUGGUUUCUGUGCCACUUUUGUGGUUCCAUGACUAUAGUUUGGUGUGUGUGUGUGUAUAUACAUGCAGCUGUGUGCACACAUGCAUACAUGUACCUGUAGCUACAUUUAAUUAAAUGAAAGUCCAGAAAGAGGUAAUUGACCUGCUGUUGUGUAUGCUCUCUAUCAGACUGGAGAUCUGAACUUUUUGUGGUCAUUUGGUUUUUUUUCAUUAAAGGCAUAGAUCAGUGUCUUUACCACAAAAACCUCUGUAUUUUAAUGCCAAAAAAAAAAAGAGACUAAGAGGUCAAACAAUUUUUUUAAUCCUGCAUAAUGAAUGUGUGUUUCUUGCUGUUAUUGACCAAUAUGUUGGUGGAAACCUUUGAUGGUGCUAUUCCAAAACAAGUCAGAAAUUACAAGACAUUUCCAUGCUGGGGAACAAACUUUUCUUGUAAGUCAUAUGAUGUUCAGAGUGCAUAAUUAAACUUACGAGAAGCCUAGUGGGAAAAAACCCCAGCCUUAUCCAGGGAAAGCCCUGCUCUGGCUUGAGGCUUAACUGUCUCUGAGCUGCUGAGAUUAACCCUACUACAGCUGAAAAAAGUGUUCCUUCUUUAAACAUGUCUGCUUACCUGAUCUGAGAGGCUUCUAGAAUUCCAAGAACUUGUAUCAGUUUUAAAGCCAAGCAAAUAAUAAUUGAAGCCUAAGAGUCUGGAUGUUAGGUAUGGGAGAUUGCAGGGGGAGGAAAAUUGCAAUUGCUGCUUAUUGGAAGUUAGCUUGUAUAGGAAGAUGGCUUGCUGUACAAAUACCUGUAUUCCUAACAAACCCUGAAGAGUUUCUCAUGCUGACUCAUUUGUGGGUUAGUUAUAUGUGUGUGCUGAUCAGGAAAGGCCCCGGACCUAUUAGUAACUUCUCUUUUUAUGUAAACACAAGUGUCUUAUGUUUUGUUGGAUUUGUAGUGAGGUUCUUUUUUGUGUAUGUGUUUUGUUUUUUUUCCUAACAUGGUGUAUUUUUAUUCUUAAUAUGCUGGGAAAUAGACUUGUCAAACAGAAACCAUGGAUUUUAUGGCAAACAAUGUCUGAAAAUACCUAAAGAGAAGUGAGGAAGGGAGUUAAAAUUACAGCAAUAUACAGAAAGCUGCUGUUGGAGCUAUCAGCAGUGAAUGUGAUCCUUGACUAUUAGUGAAAGCAGGGGAGUUAUUAAUGUUUGAUUCCUGCAUUCAGUUUCUGGUGCCUGUACUUGACGAUACGCAAUAAAGAUUUGGAAAGCACUUCUAAGAUAGGGACCCAACUUUUAUCUCCUUAUUGUUUCUCAGUAAACAAAGCAGUAAUUUGAUUACUGUGCAUAGCUGCAUACUGAUAAUGGAAGACAAUUCAGAUCUGUUUCACUAACUGGCAGAAGAAAGAAAAUAUUCAGUGUCCAGACAUUGGUCCUGAGACAGCUGCUAAGAAUUCAAACAACAGAAGGGCUUAUACAGACAGCUACGUCAUGAUCUGUUCCUGAUCAUUGAGAUAUGCUUUCAUCUAGCUUGGAUAAAUUGUUGGGCGGAGCAGGAGGAGAUCGCUGAAUGAAGAUGACUGGAGGUGCUGAUAAUAUGUGCAGUUUGGCAUUAAGGCAAUAGUUUUUGGUGCUUAGGCUCUAUAAUUUGACCUGACUUCUCCACAGAUGGUGUAGCCAGUUACUCUCAGAAGUACUUGCUACUCACAUUCCUGUGAACACGUGCUCAGGCAUACCAGAAAGUGUCACUUCUGGAUUCCUGGCUGAUUCCUUGCUCCAGGCAAUGUGGAACUGAAUGCAGGGAAGGGAAGGAAUGUCCGCUGUCAGAUUCUACCUUCCCCUGGAAUUUGGAGUGUAAUCUCCUGCUAAGGUCAUUCAAGUGUAUUUCAGAAGUGAUUCCUGAAGUUGUACUCAUCAUGGGUAUUCAUGGAAUCUUAGACUUCCUUUCCUAUUUUUGUUUCCUUGGAUAUGCCCUCAUUUUACCCAAGGACUGAUAUGCCCUAAUAUAGCUGAAGUUUUUGUAUUUGAUAGGGGAUAUAUUUUGACUUAAAUCCUGUGAAACUGUAUGGGAAUUGCACAGGUCUAGAAGAAAGUUCAAUGAUUCUUUAAACAUAUGCAUAAGCUUUUAAGAAAUAUUUUAUUUAGUGAUACCACAAUUCUAGCUAAAAACCCCACCAGCCUACUGAACAAAUUUAUAGGAUUUGAAGGAAUUUUGUUGCGUUCCUAAAAUAUCUUUUGAGUGAUAUUCAGUGUGCGUGUGUAUGCAUUUAGAGAAAGAGAAAUCUCAUACAACACAGUUUGGAGGCAUCUUGCCUUCAGAUUAGCUUCAUUUCUUUUCUGGUUAUCUUUUUGUUUGCCUAAAGUGCUGCUUGCUGUGUCCUUGGUCAGCAUAUUUACACACAUGUCCUUUUAGUUGCUAAUAGCAUCUUCUCUGAACAAUCUGUUCCUUUUGUAGCAGUGCAGGUGUACUCAGGUGUCUGCACUGUGCGAACCAAGACGGCAGGUGGGGAAAAAUAGAGGGUAGAGGGGGGGAACUUAGGAGCCCUGCCAGCUCUCAAAGCAGUUCUGAGUUGAGUAAAGCCCAAGAACUGGUAGUUCUCUCUGCUUGACUGCUGCAGUUCUGUGUCCAGCACUAUGGGAGCUGCUCUUGCUUCAUAUACAUAAGUGCCUCCAAGGACACAACCUGAGAUGCUAAGCAAAAACAGACUUACCCAGAACCUUGGCAUUUUCACCUUCAGAGCAGAGAGAGUGCCUGAGACAAAAACACUUCUUGAAAUUAAAAGAAAACCAAGUGUUACCUGCUUUUCUAGCAAGGCAUCUUAUGCAGUGUUGCAGUUACCCUCUCCCCCUGUGAACCUUUAAGCCAGGUGCUGUUUUGUGUCACCAGGAAACAAGCCUAUCUUAGUGACCCCUGAUAGUUCCCGAGUUGUUUGUACUCCAAGGAACAUCUCUCUGCCAAACAGCAGCUGCUCAAACUCACGACUGAAAUCACAGAUUGCUGCAUUUCAGUGAGCAGUCAUCCCAGGUCUGCACUUCAGGAAGUUUCUCUACUCUACUGAUUGUCAGCUGAGAAAUAGGAAGCAUUUAUUUGGUGUUCUUAUUUGCUUUUAGGAUAAUGUCUUUAUCUCUUGCUUGCCCACCUCCAACUGAUGCUAUCAAAAUUAAGGACAGCUUGGUUGUAUGUCCGAGAUGUUUGCACUUAGCCUCAGUCUCCUGAUCCAAGGAUCUUAGAUAAGGUAAGAGCAGCGUUCAGUGAAUUUUGAGAGAAAAGUCUUUUUGAGGUUAGAAAGAACCUAUAAACCCUUUAGUCUACUGGACAGCUAACUGUAGUAAAAAGCUAAUUUUUCUUUUUGUCAGAGUUGAACCAGUGACCAGUAGAGCAGUCAAGCAGAUACUGAAACUGUUUUAUUGUAUAGAUAAAAAACUUAGGCCAUAGCCACUUCAGUCUUAAAAAUCAUCCUUUUGCUUUUUCUCUAUAGAUAAGGAGUCAUAUUCACAUUCCCUCAGACAUGAUUGUGGAGUUCUCCAGAAGUCUUUAAAAACUUUGAUUACUAAAAACAAUUGUUUGAAAGGUUUUUUUUAAUGGGUAUCAAUGGUGAGCUCCAAGGAGGAUAGGAUAAAAUAAGAGACUUGUGUGGGUUGGCUGAUUUAAAAUACCUUUGCUCAACAGCUUAAGUAUGUGACAUGCUGGCAAUCCAUUUUAUAGAGCCCUUCCUUGCUUCCUAGAAACUCUAAAUUUAGGAAUGCAGUUAAUGUGAAAUUAAGAGCUGUCUGUGCUUAACAUGCAGCUAACUGUGGAGAAAACCCAAGGAGUAACAGUUGAGCUGGAAGAGAUGGGGAUAAAUAUAAACUGAGUGUGAUGUGGAUGGAUGGACUCUGCCAAACAUGGUGGGUGAAUCUUCAGGGUACAGUUUCAGGCUUCACUUGACACCCUCUAGGUGUGUGGUGCUAGUGCUGAAAUGGGACUCUCUCUUGUGCUUAUUCCUGACUCCAGCUUUGCUCUUUGGAUCAGAUCAUUAGUUUAUCCACUUAAAACAGUUCUGUUUGGCUUGAGUGUUUUUUCAGCUGGUUUGUCUUGUCUGACUGUAGAGUGACUUGGUGAAUGCAGUCAGUAGCAGAAAGGUGCUGGGGAAGACGUGUGGUGUAUCCUGGAAGUAAUAGUGAACUGCUGGACUGGCUGACCAUGAACCUGCAGUGUACUUCUGUACUUAUCAGGAGUCUGGAGGAAACUGUGUGUUCAUGUGUGUCUCAACUGUGGCUUUUCGGUUUGGGCAGCUGGAGAGGGCAGAGAGCACUGCAGGAGCUCCCAGCCAGCUGCCCGGCCUCCCGGCUGCUCUGAGUCACCGCCCACCAGUGAGUGAGGCGACAGAAGGCAAGGAAUGUCCUUUGGACCAGUGGCUGGGGCCAAGCCUGUGUGAGUGUCACUCUCUGCUCUGCAGCAGGUGAGGCAUACUUGAGUAUGUCCUGAUUUGCCAGCAAUGCAUGUGGGCAGCAGCUCACAUGAUGGCUUCUGACUUGCCUUGUUUCACAAAGUCCCAAGGUGUGCAGAGGUCCGAUUUCACGUAUUGCAGUUUAUACCAGUGAUAUUCCUGCAUGAACACUUAAAAAUUCUGGCUAAAGGUAGGCUUUUAUCCUUAAGCCUGAAAUCCACUGACACUGGUUUCUUGGGUACAUAUUUGCAGAAAUUGGGCUGUGCAAAUGACAGUGUCCAAACCAGAUCAUUGAGUGAAGUGGACGGAGACCUCUCAGAGCUGGUCACGCGCUUCAGACAUAGAGGAAAUUUCAGGAGUUGUAAUAAUUGACAAAAGAUGUCUGACCUCUUCAGAAGGUCUUUCCCACAUUCCACAAGGCAGGAGCAAAAGCAACCAUAAUUAAUUAGGCUAAUUAUUGCUACUCAUCAGUGAAGCUGAUAUAUGUAAGCAGUGAGCAGAUCCUCCCUCCAGUGUCCAAACCCCAAUAGUUUAUUUCCUUUAUCUCUGUCUGUCACCAAUAAUGAAUUGAUGUGCAUUUUCACCCUUGCAGAGGAAAAUGUUUGCCUGGCAGCUUUCUGUGCCAUGUGAGAGAGAUGCAGGAGAUUUCUUUGUUCCUCCUUUUGAAAGGGUUUUAAAUUCUAGUGUUGACCAAGUCUUUGUGAGUUGGGUAGGAAUUUCUGAGAGUAUUAAUCCUGACUGCAUCAGGGUAGUACAAGCCAAAUCAUAGAUCCACUGGAGAGAUUUGUACUUCUGUUAGCAUGUGUAAGUUAGGUCAAGAACAAAAAUAUACACUGAUUUUCAUUUUUGGGGGAGUGGGGCAAUAAAGAUGAACCAGAAGAACAAACAGCUUGAAGGCUGUAUGUUUAGUUGUAUUUCUGGUAUUUCAGCCUGACCUUAAAAAAAGCACCCAAUUCUGUUGGUUUUCCUGCUUAAAACAAAACAAAACCAGAUAACAACAAUAACAACAACUCCCAAACACCUAAUUCUUUGUUUUGCUGUUCAGAUUUUUACGAAUUCACUAUGGUCAUACAAAAUAUUGUUCUGUUUUGUGGAGGGGUAUUUUUUCUUUUUUGUAUAGGAAAAAGGAGGACACAAUCCCCAUGACUCUUAACUGUGUUGCAAUGCUUCCAGUAGUUCAAUUUGGCAAGAUAACAAAACC